AUGGCGACGGCAGCUAUGCUUCGAAUGGCCUCUACGCCUUGGGCGUUUCGCUGGGUCCGACCCCUUGGUGGUAUUGACAUCAAAUCACGUCUCUUUAGCUCUGAAUACAACGACAGGCUUCGUAAUAUAGGAAUUAGCGCCCACAUCGACAGUGGGAAAACCACUUUGACGGAACGCAUUUUGUUUUACACGGGUCGCAUUAGCGCGAUCCACGACGUGCGAGGAAAAGACGGUGUCGGGGCAAAAAUGGAUUCCAUGGACUUGGAACGUGAAAAGGGUAUUACGAUUCAAUCGGCGGCGACGUUUUGUCGAUGGAAGGACUCGCAUAUUAACAUCAUUGACACACCGGGUCACGUUGAUUUUACGAUCGAGGUCGAGCGCGCUUUGCGUGUCCUGGAUGGUGGAAUUUUGGUGCUUUGUGGAGUGUCAGGUGUGCAGUCCCAGUCUUUAACUGUGGAUCGUCAAAUGAAGCGAUACAAUAUUCCCCGUCUUGCCUUUGUUAACAAGUUGGAUCGCCAAGGAUCCAAUCCCGACAAAGUUAUCGGCCAGCUUCGCGAUCAGCUGAAGCUAAACGCUGCUGCUUUGCAAAUUCCGAUGGGGCUCGAAAAUGACCAUGUCGGUGUUAUUGACUUGAUCGAAAAGAAGGCUUACACAUUUGAUGGUGAAAGAGGAGAGCUGGUGAAGGAAGGUCCCAUUCCCGUGGAAUAUCAGGAGCUUGUUGAAAAGAAAACAGCAGAACUUGUUGAGAAAUUAUCCGACGCAGAUGAUGAGAUUGCUGAAAUAUUUUUGAUGGAGGAGAAGCCGGACGAAGAAGCUCUGAAGGCUGCUAUUCGUCAGCCAUUCUCAGCGGAAGAGCAAAAAGAAUCAGGCCAGGGAAAUAUGUUUGAGAAUCGAUGUGUGGGUACAAACAUUCCACCGGAAUAUUACUCGUCUUGUGAAAAAGGAAGCAUCGAUGCCUUUACUGAAGGUGCAUUGGUUGGCUGCGAAGUCGAAGGUGUCCGUGUUGUGUUACAAGACGGAGCUGCGCAUGCUGUGGAUUCUUCUGAUCAAGCAUUCCGUACUUGUAUGGCAAACGCCGUACGUGAGACGAUGAAGAAAUCCAAUCCGUCUAUUUUGGAGCCUGUUAUGACAGUUCAAGUUGAGGCACCAGCCGACUUUCAGGGAACGGUAGUUGCGGGAUUGAACAGACGUAUGGGAAUGAUUCAGAGUAGUGAUAUGAAUGAUGAUGGGAGCGGCAUCAAGAUCCAAGCCGAGGUCCCGCUGGCCAACAUGUUUGGCUAUUCAACCGAGCUGCGCAGCCAAACUCAGGGCAAAGGUGAAUUCACGAUGGAAUACCUGAAGCACACACAGGUCCCCAGGAAUACGCAGGAGGAACUCAUGAAGAA
Molecule: messenger RNA, 1385 nt
Organism: Phaeodactylum tricornutum CCAP 1055/1
Lineage: Eukaryota; Bacillariophyta; Bacillariophyceae; Surirellales; Neidiaceae
Exons: 4
Biological process (GO): mitochondrial translational elongation
Cellular component (GO): mitochondrion
Molecular function (GO): translation elongation factor activity; GTPase activity; GTP binding
Source: RefSeq, a predicted model, not a curated record